This is a messenger RNA of Mytilus trossulus (common blue mussel), 450 nucleotides long. RefSeq lists its product as uncharacterized. The record is from RefSeq and is a predicted model, not a curated record. NCBI's taxonomy places the organism in Eukaryota, Metazoa, Mollusca, Bivalvia, Mytilida, Mytilidae. Bases 1 to 444 code for a protein of 147 amino acids. The transcript has 5 exons.
AUGCAUGUAAUUAAACUGGAGGAGGGUUUAGAUAAUUUUAUUUGUGUUCAGAUCAUUUAUGAUCUUGCAAAACCUCUGGAAUUUAUAUUAGACUCUUCACUUAACGGUUCGCCACACAUACUGGUCAACCAGACAGGAGAAAUUACAAAUAUUUGUGGGAUUUGUGGAAAUAACGCUGUCGGAAAAGCUGUUGUAUCAGGGUCACCAAAGCCAUCAUAUUCCAUAUUGUCUUUUGGAUGUAUAAAACCAUCAACAUGUUCCUCACGUCGAGCUUGUAAUAUGAAUGACACCAUCCCAAAGGAAUGUCCAAUAACAACGACAGAAAACCUGACAACCACGGUUAAACAAACAACAACUCUACUUGAAAUCACAAGUUCACCAGAAUCAAAGAAAACUACAAAGCGUCAAUGCGGCAAGAAAAAUCACAGUCACAAUACAACGUAAAUCAGA